AUGUACAGCAGAGCUUCCUACAUCUACCUUAGUUUCCUUCCUAGGCCAGCAUAUACGGAUUUCAAAUUUGACACGAGUGCCAAUAUGGAUACGUCUUUAGGUGCUUUAAACACUACAUCUCAAACUCCUCUUUCCGGUCAGAGCGACUUUGACGAGACUUCAACCGAUUUCUGGCCGCCUGCUCUGCUCCCAGAUGAUCAAUUCGGAUGGGAUCAGUUCUUGAAAGAGUACGAUGGACCAAGUAGAGCAGCGAACACGCAAGCAGACCACUACUACCAUGUUAAAAAGCCCUGCAAAUGCUUUAAGCUCGCCCUCCAAAAUAUUGAGAAACUUGAUCAAUGUCAAAGAAGCUUAGAUGCUAAAGCAAUUGAUCAUGCCCUGGGAGUCGCCAAAGAAGCAGUCCAAGCAUGCAAUCAAUUUUCCAAUUGCAUGUCCAGCUGCCACCACAGUCAAGUCCUCCUCUACAUUGCAAUCCUCCAGCAACUUGAUAGCCACUACUCCUUGCUCAACAAGUGUUUGAUGUCAACAGCAGAGUCGGAAGGCCAGAAUCCUGAUGCUGAAGUUUCUAUUGGCUCAUUUCAGGCAAAAUUAUGCUUACGCUCGAUGGUUGGAAAGGCCAUCCUGACCUCAGAAAUGAUGGGCGCGGCUAGCUGUGCUUUGAAACUCUCAAAGGUGUUUCAGGCAUAUGCAUCUGAGGGUUCGGCAGAGUCGAAAUGCCAGCAAGAAUUACAGUUCGCUCUUGCUACGAGUCUUCGACAGGGAGCCACAGAGUUUUUAAACUCAGCUUUGUAUAUGACGCUACCAUAAGCACUUAAAUGUCAAUGUAUUACCUGGCGG
This is a messenger RNA of Xylona heveae TC161, 837 nucleotides long. RefSeq lists its product as hypothetical. The record is from RefSeq and is a predicted model, not a curated record. The transcript is spliced from 2 exons. Bases 1 to 807 code for a protein of 268 amino acids. Lineage: Eukaryota; Fungi; Ascomycota; Xylonomycetes; Xylonales; Xylonaceae.